Molecule: messenger RNA, 1404 nt
Organism: Daucus carota subsp. sativus
Lineage: Eukaryota; Viridiplantae; Streptophyta; Magnoliopsida; Apiales; Apiaceae
Product: anthocyanidin 3-O-glucosyltransferase 5
Exons: 1
Coding region: 1-1404 (467 amino acids)
Molecular function (GO): UDP-glycosyltransferase activity
Source: RefSeq, a predicted model, not a curated record
AUGACGUUUGCUGAACAAGUCGCAAAGCGUCAUAUUGCCCUCCUCCCCAGCCCCGGGAUAGGCCACCUGAUCCCUCUCUUGGAGUUCGCCAAACACCUCGUCGUUAACCAAAACGUCCACGUCAGCUUCCUUGUCAUCAGCUCCGGCGAAGUCUCGGCGAUUCAAGACCAGCUCCUCCACGACUCCACCCUCCCACCCGACCUCCAUGUCAUUCAUCUCCCGCAAGUCAACAUCUCUCCAUCUCUCGACGAGAACACAAGCCUAAUCACCCAACUCUCUCGUAUCUGCCAAGAAUCUCUCAAGCACCUCAGUAAAACUCUCGAAUUAAACCUCCCGAAAGCCCUCGUAAUUGAUAUGUUUACCACAGAUGCGAUCCCGGUUUGCAAAGACUUGGGCGUUCCGGUGUACUCUUUUUUUACCUGCAGUACUAAAGCGCUUGCUUGGGCUUUCUACGUCUCCCGAUUUAAGAAGGAAUGCGGUCGCGAUGUCCCGGGCUGUGCAUCAUUAGGAAUAGAUGAAUUGCCGGGUGCAUUUUUGAAUAUGGGUGACGAGGACAUGCGCCAUUUCACUAGAUUAACCAUGGUUUCUGGGAUUUUUGUCAACACAUGGGAAGAUUUAGAAUCCAAAUCCAGUUGGCUAAACGGGAUUAAAAACGACCCGUUUUAUAAGACCCUGCCAGCUCCCCCAGUUUACCCGGUGGGGCCGUUGAUCAAGCGAGACGAAGCGGUGGCCAAAUCUCACGAUUACAUCGUUUCGUGGCUGGAUAAUCAAUCGCCUAAUUCUGUGCUUCUGGUGUCGCUUGGUAGUGGUGGCACAUUGACAAGUGAGCAAAUGAGGGAGCUAGCUUUGGGCUUGGAAAUGAGCAAGCAAAAGUUCGUUUGGGUUGUGCGGAAGCCCAACGACUUCACCUCCUCCGGCACCUUUUUCAACGCGGGCCGCGACGAGGAUGACCCGUUAUCUUACCUGCCGGAAGGGUUCGUCGAGAGGACAGCUGGAGCAGGCCUGGUGGUGCCGUCAUGGGCCCCGCAGGUAGCGAUACUCCGCCAUGAGGCGACAGGAGGUUUUUUGUCCCACUGUGGAUGGAACUCCACGUUGGAAAGCCUUGUGCAUGGAAUUCCGAUGAUUGCAUGGCCUCUGUAUGCGGAACAGAAGAUGAAUGCCGCCUCGUUAAUUAAGGAGAUUGAGAUAGCGGUGAAGCCAUCUGCGGUGGAUGCUGACGCAGGAGGAAAGAGUGUUGUGAAGAGGGAAGAGGUGGAGAGGGUGGUCAGAUUGUUGAUGGAAAGCGAACAAGGUAAGUUGAUGAGGGUCAAGGCUAAUGAGCUUAAAGAAACUGCAGCGAAAGCAAUGAAACCUGGAGGCUCUUCUUAUGAAUUGGUUUCGUCGAUUGUCAAGUCUUGGAACUAA